AGCACGUACACAGCUAGCUGCCGAGCUCUCAAAGCCUCACUCGAAUCAUUGGCCAGCAGCAUGUUGGCUCCGAAACUCCUCUAUGAAGAUAGCUAGCAUUGUUGAUUCUGAAUGUAAUCAUCAUGGCUGAUUAAUGAAAGUUCUUUUCCCGCAAAAAAAAAAAAGAAUCAUUGGCCAGCAGCCUCGAAUCAUCAGCAUGGCGUCUGCCGCCCGUCGUCCCACGGUGCUCCUGCAGAUCGCUCUCUUCGUCGUCAUCGCGGCGGUCAUCAUCAACAGCUCCGUCUGCCUUGGGGCCGUUGUAGUAGGUCCUGGUACUCUCGACCCUAACCGCCCCGCUUUCCCGUCGCCGGGUGGUGGUGGUAAACCCUACACCGGCGGCGGCCGUGGGUGCCGCACAAUUUAUGGAUGUGGUGAUGUGCCACCGGCAGGUGGCCAACCCUGAUUACACCCGUGCGCAGACCCCAUCUCCCAAAACAAAUGCAAGGAUCGAUCGACGUAACUGGGAAACAGCGGCCUAGAUGCAUACACUAUCUGCAUGCAUGCCUCCUCCUACUUAUCAGCACGAGUUACUCUACUGACACGCACAAUCUUAAACACAGUAAUAAUAUCGUCUCGUGUUGUAUCUAUACUUAAACUCGAAUA
This is a messenger RNA of Triticum aestivum (bread wheat), 642 nucleotides long. Its product is annotated as protein WIR1A-like. The coding region runs from base 134 to 442 and encodes 102 amino acids. Lineage: Eukaryota; Viridiplantae; Streptophyta; Magnoliopsida; Poales; Poaceae. The transcript has 2 exons. The record is from RefSeq and is a predicted model, not a curated record.